Acytostelium subglobosum LB1 is the source of this 927-nucleotide messenger RNA. RefSeq lists its product as hypothetical. Gene Ontology annotation, biological process: rRNA base methylation. Gene Ontology annotation, cellular component: nucleolus; small-subunit processome. The record is from RefSeq and is a predicted model, not a curated record. Gene Ontology annotation, molecular function: rRNA (pseudouridine) methyltransferase activity; rRNA binding. Lineage: Eukaryota; Evosea; Eumycetozoa; Acytosteliales; Acytosteliaceae. The annotation marks the transcript as partial. The transcript is spliced from 3 exons.
AUAUUAACAUUUAUAAUGUCAGCAACAUCAAUAGCAAUUAAACAGAAGGACUUACCUGUGAAGGACCAGAAGAAGCUGAUUAUUAUAUUGGAGCAUGCUACGUUGGAGACUGUUAAGGUCAAGGACAACUAUCAAUUGCUAAACUGUGAUGACCAUGCUGACUUUUUAAAGAAGUUCAAGAGAGAGGCAUCAGAGGCACGUCCAGAUAUCCUUCAUCAAUGUCUAUUGGCAUUGUUUGACAGUCCCCUCAACAAGGCUGGUCUGCUCCAAUGUUACAUUAGAACGACAAAGAACGUAUUGAUCGAAGUACAUCCACAGACAAGAAUACCAAGAACAUUCCACAGGUUUGCUGGUUUGAUGGUGCAACUACUGAAUAAACUGAGUAUUAGAGCAACAAAUGGACCUGACAAGUUGUUCAAGGUCAUCAAGAACCCAGUCACAGACUUCCUCCCACCAGGAUGCAAGGUGUUCCUGGCAUCAUUCUCUGCUACAAAGUGUGUAGAUCUGUUUGAUUGGGUACCUGAGCAGUUUGGUUACGCCCCACUGCCAGUCAUCCCAGUCAGUGCAGAGCCUGAGAACCAGGAGGAUAAUGAUAACGAGGUGCGCAGUGCAGGUGACAGCUACAUAGAGGGCAUCGAUAAUGUAAAGGGCAGCAGCGAGCAAGACGAUCAAUCAUCAAAGAAGAGAAAGGCAACAACAUCCACCACAUCAACUACAUCAACAACAGGCAAGGGCAAGAAACUAAAGAUAGACAACAAGUUGAAUGGUCUUCAGCAAUGCGCCAUUGUCAUUGGGGCCAUGUCCACCGGCUCGGUCAAGAUCGACUACAACCACGAGGAGAUUGCAUUCUCCAACUACCCACUCAGUGCCGCUGGUGCGUGCUUCAAGUUGACAACAGUGUUCGAGAAGCAAUGGGGAAUACUAUAA